Tigriopus californicus is the source of this 4267-nucleotide messenger RNA. It is a transcript of the gene l(2)gl, whose product is annotated as lethal(2) giant larvae protein-like. Gene Ontology annotation, biological process: regulation of protein secretion; regulation of Notch signaling pathway; establishment of spindle orientation. Lineage: Eukaryota; Metazoa; Arthropoda; Copepoda; Harpacticoida; Harpacticidae. Gene Ontology annotation, molecular function: myosin II binding; syntaxin binding; GTPase activator activity. The record is from RefSeq and is a predicted model, not a curated record. Bases 645 to 3989 code for a protein of 1114 amino acids. The transcript has 12 exons. Gene Ontology annotation, cellular component: cortical actin cytoskeleton; cytoplasm; plasma membrane.
GUGGCUACCAAAACGACUUGGAGUACUUGGAAUGCCUUGGAGUUGCCCUGUGUUCGUGAGAGAUCUCUCAUCCCUCCAAGCCCGUUUCUGAACAAACAGGAACAACAAUCCGUGCCAGACUCUUCCGUCGCUCAGUCAGUCCGUGCGUUGCCUCCGAAGAAGGUGCCAAGAGGUUGAAAGAACGAGUCCGGAUCUAUACCCCAAACCUGGCCAGUGGCUGACUGAGCGUGCGUGUCUAGUCAGUGCUGCUGGUGGUGGUUCUCUUUCAGCCAAAUCUCGGAACUGCAAGCACAACCAACAUAAGAUACACACUCUCCAUUUCACGAGUGAGUCAGUCAGUGAGUGAACAACGGUGAUUGGAACUCUUUCAUCCACACCAUCCAGGUUCUUCCCCAAGACGACUCAGAAUUUGGUGGCUGUACCACCACUGUACGUGCAUCUCAAUCAAGACAACCCAGAAGUGAGUGUCUCUUGGAGCAAGUCAACCCCUGGCUUGAAAUUGGGAUCGAGUGGCUCCCCUGGGCGAGUGAGUGCAGUGAGUGCUGACUGACUUCUCUUGGAUCGGGGAAUUAAGGCUCGAUUGAUUACUGGGCUACAAGAGUGUCCAUUGAAAAACAAUCAACUUGUGAUUGAAAAUAACAACGAUGCCUCAGCCAGCCCAUCAAAGUCAGAGUCAGAGCAUGAGUAACCUACACAAUCACCGAAUGCUCAAGUUCAUUUGGAGCAAAGGCCAUCAACCCAAUGCCGAGCGACUCCGCAUUCAAAAGGAUCUCUUCGGCUUCCACAAGGAGGUUCAGCAUGGAUUUCCAAACAAGCCCGCGGCCAUGGCAUGGGAUGGGGAACUCAAAUUACUGGCCAUUGCCACCAAACACGGAGCUCUCAGAGUCGUGGGACAACCGGGGGUUGAAUUCAUAGGCGAGCAUGAGCAAGAUCAACCUGUGUCCAAGAUGAUCUUCAUCCCGGGUCAGGGUCGAUUGGUGACUCUCACCGAGGACAACUUCUUGCAUUUAUGGGAAAUCAAUGGGACCGAAAUCACCGAGAAGAGUUCCACGCAUUUAGAUGGCCGAUUGAAACGAGUGUCCGUCAUGUGUCAUGACUCGAUUCACAAUAUGGUACUCUUGGGCACAGAAGGGGGCAAUAUCUAUCAGCUGAAACUGGAGAUAUUCACCAUUUCUGAGAACAUCAUCUAUCAAGAUAUUGUCAUGAAAGGAGCACCCGAGGACUUUAAGGUUAACCCUGGAGCCGUGGAGGGUCUGCUAAUCCAACCCAACGAGUCGGAACGAAUUUUGAUCGGUUAUGCCAGAGGUUUAAUCGUGCUUUGGGACCGAAAGUCCAGUGUCGCCUCACAGACUUACGUAACAUCACAACAGUUGGAAUCCUUGGCUUGGCGAAAUGACGGAAGUCAAUUCAUCUCGUCUCACAAUGACGGCUCUUUUGUCAUCUGGUCUACUCAAGGAAAUGGAGAGCCUCUUGAGCCGCCAAACACACCGUACGGCCCUUAUCCAUGCAAAAGUAUCUCCAAAAUUCUGUGGGCACAUCAGAAUGGGUCGACUUGGGUCGUGUUUUCGGGUGGCAUGCCUCGGGCUAGUUAUGGAGACAAGUUCUCGGUGUCGGUCAUGAUGGGCGAGGACAAACAUCAAGUGUUCGACCUCAGUUCCAAAGUGGUCGAGUUCGAGUUAUUCUACGACGAGGAAUCCACCAAUCGCCCUGCUGGAAUAUUUGUACUGACAGAGGAGGAACUCGUCACCAUUGAUCUAGCCACCGACUCGUGGCCAGUGUUCCAUGCUCCGUACUUGAACUCUAUUCACGCAAGUGCGAUCACGGCUUUGAUCCAAGUUUCAAAUGUUUCCGAGUGCGUUUUCACGAAACUCAAGGAGAUGGGCGAAGCCGAGAGGAAAGACAAGGUCUCUGACAGGGAGUGGCCUGUCAAUGGGGGAGUGGUGCCGGAGAAGAGCAACAAAGACGCGAGUUGUCACGAUCUUCUCGUAACUGGCCACGAAGACGGAAGUGUCAAGUUAUGGUCGUGCGGUGAUUCCGCUUUAGCCCUGCUCCUGUCCGUGAAAACCAAUAAAUUUUUUGUCGGCGAUGAAUUGGACGAGCCCUUUGAAGAGGAUGAAGAUGAAGAGGAGUGGCCUCCUUUCCGCCGCAUUGGACUUUACGACCCUUACAGUGACGAUCCUCGUUUGGCUAUUAAAAAACUGGCCUUCUGUCGGCAAAGUGGGCGGCUCUUGGUAGGUGGAACUGCUGGUCAAGUCCUCGUUUGUGAGCUACAGGAUCAAGCAGUCGAGGCCAAAAUGCUCCCAAUUAAAGUGGAUCUGGUGACCGAAAAAGAAGGCUUUGCAUGGAAAGGACACGCAGCCUUGACCAUUCGAACCAACGAAAUAAAGAUGGAACCGGGUUAUCAGCCUUCAUGUGUGAUCCAAGUCUCACCCCCAGCCAGUAUUAAUUCAUUGGUGUCCUCCAAGGAGUGGGAAUUGGCCGCUAUUGGAACCGCCCAUGGACUGGUUCUUUUGGAUUGCAUCCACCAAGUUGCAAUCCUUACUAAAUGCACAUUGAAUGCUCAAGACAUUGCUAAUGCAGAUGACAACCCCAUGUCGCGUCGAAAGUCAUUGAAGAAAUCCUUGAGAGAAUCAUUCCGCAGAUUGAGGAAGGGACGGUCACAGAGGAAUAUUGACAAGAAACGACCCGGAGUUCCCACAGAUCCCAUCAAGAAAGAGCUUCGUUCCGAAUCACCCGAGUCACGCCCUGUAGAGAGACAAGUAGAGGCUAGAUCUGGAUCCGAAGACGGGUUAGGCUCCAUGGUCCGGUGUCUACAUUUCGCCAACACCUUCAUUGCCAACCCCCAAACUUUAUCGGCCACCUUGUGGGCUGGAACGAACAGUGGUCAGAUUUUGGUGUUCCUCAUCACUCUUCCCGGAAGUGAGAAGCGUUCGUCGGUCAAAUCGUCAGCUAUUUUGGGCAAAGAGAUCCAGCUCAAGCACAAGGCACCGGUCAUCGCCAUUGAAGUCCUGGAUGCAGGAGGCGUGCCCGUUCACGAAUCCAACCCCGAUGGAGCGCCAGCUCCCCAUAAAGUAUUAAUCGCAUCAGAGGAGCAAUUCAAGACCUUCCUUUUGCCCACCCUAAAACCCUCCGGCAAAUAUAAGCUCACCGCCCACGAAGGCGCUCGAAUCCGAAAAAUCGGUUUCACUACCUUCAAAUCUCGUGCCGACAGCAAUUACAUGGAGAACUGCUUGAUGUGUUUGACGAAUCAAGGCGACAUUUCCAUCCAUUCCUUACCCGAGAUGCGCCGGCAAAUCCAGACCAAUUGCGUCAAAAAAGAGGACGUGAUCGCGAUCUCCUCGUUCGUGUUCGCACCCACUGGCGAGGCGUUCUAUUCGUGCUCCUCGUCUGAGCUUCAACGUGUUUCCGUCGCUGCCGGUCGGAUCGUCCGACCCAGCGGAUAUCUGCAACUGGCCGAGGAUGCCAGACCGGUGGCCAAGGAGGAGAAAUCGGCCCCGGCAAGCACUACCGUGGACAAACCGGAAGAAGCUCCAACUAUUCCAGCCGCGCCUUCUCCGGGUGAUCCUCACAAUGACACGACCAUGUCGGAAGUGAGUGGGGACAUCACCUUGGAUUCUGUCAAGGAUCACACGAUGAGCUCGAUAUCCGAGCACACUAGCACGGUAGUGAGCUCAAGCUCCUCGCUAACAAUCUCGCGCACAGUGCAAGUGAGUGAAUCCAAAACCAUCACCACCGCAUCUUCAUCCGGUACGGCUAUCAGCACAGAGUCUACCACCAAACCCACCAGCCCGGUCAAUGGCGAAAAUCCCACUCCAGAAGUGCAUGAACUAGCCGAUGACCUGACUCACAUGACUCACAUUUCCUUGGAUGAUCCUGUGGAGCCUGAUCCGGAGGAUAUUGAUCCCUUGGCUCCCUUGGCGAGUAUGGAAUCGACGGGAAGUGAAUUUCCGAGCAUGAUCUCCACCACCAGUGAAGUUCAAAGCGUUUGAUGACGGAUGAUUGUUACGAAGACAAUGAGAUAAAGCUAAUGAAGGAAGUUUCACCCAAAUAUAUUUUUUGUGAGGAAGAGUAAAUUUGAUUCGAGUUCUGUCUCUACAGGAGCAUGGGAAAGAAAUUUCUGAAAAUUCUUGUCAACCACUACAAAAAUGUAAAAAAAAAUCAGCUUUGUUAGUUUUAUAUGCCUUGAUAACUUGAUUGUACUAUAUUGAUUACACUAUAAUAAAACCACCUUAACCACCGAAAAAUAAAUAAGACACAAUCAAGAAGA